GCUGAGACCAAACUAAUCAAAACCGAUCAGUCCUAUAUAAGCUUAGCUCUGAGGGUGCGUGUCCAAAGUACGUUAAAUCCAAGGAAGAACAGAAGAAAUGGAAUCAAAGUCAGCCCUUUAUGCCCCAUCAGCGCCACUCCCAAAUGUUCAAGAAAUGGUGAAGAUCGACCCUUCUCAGGUACCGGCAAAUUACAUCAGGAAUGAAACAGACAUUGCAAAUGAUGCAGCCUUCUGUCAUCAUCUUUCUUCUGAGGUUCCCAUCAUUGAUCUUUAUCUGCUCUCAAAAGGGCACCAAGAGGAGCUUACCAAGCUGGACCAGGCUUGCAAGGAAUGGGGUUUCUUUCUGGUGGUGAAUCAUGGAGUGGCAACAGAAGUGACCAACGGCUUGAAGGAAGCGGCGGAAAAGUUCUUUGAACUUCCAUUAGAAGAGAAGAACAAAAUUGCUAUCCCACCGAAUGACAUACAAGGCUAUGGACAUACCCAGGUGGAUCGCAAGGUGCUGGACUGGUCUGACAAGCUUGUUCUUCUCGUUUACCCACAUCAGUACAGAAAGCUCGAUCUUUGGCCACCAACUCCAUUCAAGGAUGCUAUUGAGAAAUACUCUGGUGAUGUUAGGAGAGUUGCAGAGGAGCUUAUCAGGUCUCUAUCUGUAAUCAUGGGGAUGGAGAAGGAUGCUCUCCUCAGACUACACCAAGAGUUGGUCCAACCUCUGUCUGUGGCUUACUAUCCUCAGUGCUCAAUGCCUGACAAAGUGCUUGGUCUAAGUGCGCACUCCGACAAAGGGACCUUGGCCAUAGUUAUGCAGGAAGAUGAUGUGACGGGACUACAGAUCAAACACAAUGGAAAAUGGGUACCGAUCAAGCCAAUUCAUGAUGCCUUUGUUGUGAAUGUUGGAGAUAUUAUUGAGAUGUGGAGUAAUGGGAAGUAUAAGAGCAUUGAACACAGAGUUGUGACAAACGAAAGCAAGGCAAGGAUCUCUUAUUCUACUUUCUUUUUACCUCAUCAAAAUGCUGAAAUUGAACCUCUUGACCAAAUGGUGCUCGAGUCGCCCGGUUCCCUUCCAUUGUACAAGAAAGUCACCUAUGGGGACUAUCUAAGGAAAACCAAGGAUAUGAAAUCUGAAGGGAAGACGCAUGUCAGUGAAGUUGCCAAGGUCGAAAGUUAGAGCAGCUAGCAGCAGAGGACAAGAGAAAUCAUCUAAAUCAAGUCUGCUUGAUCAUGACUUUAAUAAACGGACUGGUUAAUAUAUG
Molecule: messenger RNA, 1250 nt
Organism: Fragaria vesca subsp. vesca
Lineage: Eukaryota; Viridiplantae; Streptophyta; Magnoliopsida; Rosales; Rosaceae
Product: protein SRG1-like
Exons: 4
Coding region: 98-1165 (355 amino acids)
Source: RefSeq, a predicted model, not a curated record